Molecule: messenger RNA, 420 nt
Organism: Rotaria sp. Silwood2
Lineage: Eukaryota; Metazoa; Rotifera; Eurotatoria; Philodinida; Philodinidae
Source: the annotation of a GenBank genome assembly
AUGCGACAGAAAAAAACGUUAAGCAGAUUGGACAGUUUCGCCGUCGAUGGUAAUGCUGGCUUUGAUGUUCUUCAACGAAUCGUUCAACAACUUCGUGUUGACGACCUUGAAAAGAAAAACCUACUCCAACUAAUUGCUUUGAGUCGUACUUAUUUGAAAGCUGAAUUUCGACAACACGUGCUCCAAGAUGAUACCAAUUGUGGAACUCAUUGUUCGUUAUUUGCCCUCAGUCAUCCGUCUGAUAAAAACUUCCAGAGUGACUGCCAUCAAUCAACCAAUUCAAUGUCAUGCGUUCAAUGUAAUUCUCUACUUAUUCUUCUUUGUCAUAUGGAAGAUCUAAUUGAUAUGAUGGAAUCAUCCAACGUGAAGGAUGAAAUUAAAUUUGAUGCAUCAGUGGCUACAGAAGGCAUUAUAUCAUGA